Messenger RNA from Ilex paraguariensis (yerba mate), 1242 nucleotides. The record is from the annotation of a GenBank genome assembly. NCBI's taxonomy places the organism in Eukaryota, Viridiplantae, Streptophyta, Magnoliopsida, Aquifoliales, Aquifoliaceae.
AUGCAUCGCGGAAAAAUCGUGGUCCAAAUAUAUCAUACGAAACGAACUUCCCUAACAUCCCGCCACCUUCAACACCCAAAUGAACAAUGGACUCACAUUCUCCCUUCCUCCUCUGUUGAUGCCAGCCCCUGUUGCGUCGUCCCUACCGCGGACGGCGAAAUGGGCCCCACCAUCCCAACACCGCCUGCUUCCUCCACCGUUACCACCUCUUCAGUUUCUCAUCAGUCUCUUCCCUUCCGCAUCCUUGAGAUCAGUCUCGUGUCGGCCCAAGACCUUGCACCCGUAUCCAAAUCCAUGCGAACCUACGCGGUCGGAUGGAUCGAUCCCAAUCGCAAGUUAACUACGCCCAUCGAUCAAAAAGGCCACAUUAACCCUGCUUGGAACGAAAAGUUUGCGUUUCGUGUCGACGAUGAAUUCCUCUGCUCUGAUACCUCGGCAAUCACCGUCGAGAUCUACACAAUCUCGUGGCUCCGCCAUGUCCUGGUCGGAACUGUGCACGUUCUGAUCCAUAAUCUCAUUUCGUCAGCGGCUCGGCCACAAAACGACUCCGGCAUCAGAUUUCUUGCGCUCCAGAUUCGCCGACCAUCUGCACCAGGAGAAGUAUGCCUCUUGAUGUUGAAAUGGGAAAAAAAGUUUAAUAUACAGAGUCUUCAGGAGAAUGAAGACAAUCAAGAGGAGAAGAAAGUGCAGCAAAUAAAUGAAAAAAUCCAAUUCUGGAGGUCUUUGAGUUUAGGCACCGAUAUAACCCAUGAAGAAUUCCCUAUGAAAUCUGGGUCAAUAUGCAACGGGUCGAUAAUAAACGGGUCAACAUGUAACGAUUUAGAACUGUGCUCCGACGUUGGACCAUCGGCGUCAAUUGUGGCAGCAGAAAUUGCAAAAGGGUCAUAUGCUCAGGUGGCGUCAACGUCGAAGGGCUUGCAUAUAAGGGGAGAGGUAAAUGAAGUGGGGAAUUCAAUAUUGGAGGAGCUGACGGUGGAAGAAGCUAAGGCCAAAGGGUUGAAAACAGAUAUUGAGAGGUGGAGGACGGUUGUGCCACCAAGGUAUGGUCGUCGUGGAGAGAAACCUCAGCCAGUUAGUGCUCAUUCACGGCGGCACUCGGAUGGAGGAGGGUUGUUUUCGUGCUUUGGCAAUGCAUACGGGUUUGAGUUCACCAUCGUCUGUGGGGCUAGCAACAACAAUAUUCCAACUGGUAACAAGAAUAGAAGUAGAAAGAAGGGGUCCAGUAAGGCCAAUACAGCUUAA